AUGCUACAUUUUCUGCGAUUACCGUUUCUACUGACUGUUUUUUUUCUUCUUUUUUUUUCGCCUGCGCAGAUCGUCUGUUCUAUCUAUCUAUCUAUCUAUCUAUCUAUCUAUCUAUCUAUCUAUUUCAGUCUGUUCAUAUCUAUCAAUCUAAUCUAUCUAUUUAUCUAUCUAUCUAUCUAUCUUAGUCUGUUCAUAUCUAUCUAUCUAUCUUAUCUGUUCAUAUCUAUUAUAGUCUGUUCAUUAUCUAUCUAUCUAUCUAUCUAUCUAUCUAUCUAUCUAUCUAUCUAUCUAUCUAUUUUAGUCUGUAUAUAUCUAUCUAUUUCUUCCCACCAUAUCAAUCUCAAUUUACACGAUUAUUUUUUUCACUUUUUCUUAGUUUAUUCAUAUCUAUCUAUCUAUCUAUCUAUCUAUCUAUCUAUCUAUCUAUCUAUCUAUGUUUAUUCAUAUCUAUCUAUCUAUCUAUCUCAGUUUAUUCAUAUCUAUCUAUCUAUCUAUCUAUCUAUCUAUCUAUCUAUCUAUCUAUCUAUGUUUAUCAUAUCUAUCUAUCUAUCUAUCUAUGUUUAUUCAUAUCUAUCUAUCUAUCUAUCUAUCUAUCUAUCUAUCUAUCUCAGUUUAUUCAUAUCUAUCUAUCUAUCUAUCUAUCUAUCUAUCUAUCUAUCUAAUAUCUAUCUAUCUCAGUAUAUUAAUAUCUAUCUAUCUCAUUUUGUUCAUAUCUAUCUAUCUCAGUAUAUUAACAUCUAUCUAUCUAUCUAUCUAUCAAUCUAUCUAUCUAUCUAUCUAUGUGUUCGAAGUAAUAUAAAUAAGCGUACUCCCAAAUGGUGUGUAGAGUUGCUAUAA
Molecule: messenger RNA, 837 nt
Organism: Acanthosepion pharaonis
Lineage: Eukaryota; Metazoa; Mollusca; Cephalopoda; Sepiida; Sepiidae
Source: the annotation of a GenBank genome assembly